Messenger RNA from Danaus chrysippus (African queen), 1875 nucleotides. The record is from the annotation of a GenBank genome assembly. NCBI's taxonomy places the organism in Eukaryota, Metazoa, Arthropoda, Insecta, Lepidoptera, Nymphalidae.
AUGACAAAGGAAGCUAUGGAGGUGACCAAAGUUGCUGGCCUGAGUCGCGAGGCCGUCGCCGCGUUAGCCCGUAGGCUGCAUGUUCGCCUGGCGUGGGCAUGUACCGGUCGCGCUAUAUUAUCGCGUAAGCCGCGCUUUCGUCGCGCGAAUGCCGUGAUCUUAAGUAUGUCGGUUGGGUUACAGCGGCGUUGGUGGACAUCGAGUCCCGCCUCCCGCGGCAUCGCAGCCCGCGCCGCCCUGGGGCUUCGCCCCUCGCGUCUCGCCGCGCGCGUUCGGAGCCCUCGCUCCUGUAGAGAACGGAGUAUUAGAGCUGCCACAAGAAUGUCGUCCCGUCGUAACGGCUCCGUGUCUCGGGCCGCGGAGGCAGCCUCCAAGAACAGGCUGCACAUGGACAGGAACCCGCAGCACUCUAGGAUAACUGAUCCGUCAAACCCAGCGGGACGUAGGAAGGAGAUUGACAAUGUUAUGAAGAGAGCGAGACAAGCCUCGCCCGGUAGCUGGGAUAGAAAACUACUCGAGGUUGAGGAGAAAGAUCCCAACAGAUGGCGCCACAGUGGCUACAAGCAAUUGUACCUCGAGGGUGCUUCGCCCCGCCGCUCGCGCAGCCCCGGCAAACGGUCUAGGUCUCCAAUAAAUCGUCGUUCCAGAUCUCCAAUAGUUCGUCGUUCAAGGUCUCCGGUGGGGCGCUCCCCACGGAAAUCGCGCUCCCGGAGCCAAAGACGAAGCCCUAGACGAAGUCCGAGGCGAAGCCCUGUCAGACGCAGCCCUAUCCGUCGUCGUCGGAGCCCCAGCCCUCGCACACGGCGCGCUAGGCCUCCGCCCCCCGCCCCGCCGCGAGGGGCGCGCCCUCCCAGCCCGCCCGCUCCUAGAAAGUCGUCACCGUCUGGAUCCUCAGCCAGUAGCUGUUCCGAUGAAUCCUGCUCGGUUUGCUCGGCAAAGAACAAGAAAACUGCCCCACCAACUAAGAAUGUGAAACCGGGUCCACGUAAGUCACCAUCACCUAAACGACCUCGCGCCGUUCAACCAACACGGGAACUGUUGCAAGCUAGAGAAAGCAGCAAACGGAGUCGGGAGGAAAAGGUAUUAGAAUGGCAGCGAUCCCAACUAGCUGUCCGAGCAGCCCCAAUUCCUGUGUCUCACAUCAAACGCGAGGGCGAGAGACGUGUGCGGCGCCCUAGAUCAAGGGGCGUGUCCCCCGCGGCCAUCGCAGCAGCCCUAGCUGAUAGUGAUUCGGACACUGAUAGUGAUGCCAGCGAAGAACCUACCACACAGAGAUUAACUCUAUCGGAGCGGUUCGGCAAAAUGGCGCAGUGGUCGGCCGCUAGAUGUGCGAGACUUGAAAACAUGAAGAUUACUAGAAGAGAGAGCACCUUACACGUGCAUAUAGAACGAGACGAAGAAUCGGCUGUUAGGGACGCUGUGGCUGAAGAAUAUCCAGGUCUAGACCCAGCGCCAGUUGGCAGUUAUCCCGAGGAACUUUUAUCAGCAGCCCCUGGAGGUCUGCCUUCAUGGGAUGAUGUGAGGGUCAGAUAUGACUACUAUAAGAAGAGGGGCUACUUACGAGGCUUAACUCUCGGUGACUACGUGAAGUGGGAGGAGUGGUGGUACAAGUACCAGGAGUGGCUCAAGAGGGAACGGGCUUAUGAACGAUGGGCCGAAGGAGAUGGAACUGUGACUGUGAGUGUAUAUAUACAGCCACGGGCAAAAGUAUUAGGCACCCUACAAGUCGUCGUGAGCGUCGUCGCCGCGGAGGUCGCCACCGGCGCAGCUGAGGGCGCGCGGCCCCCGCGGCCGUCCUCUGUGUGGACCUGGCCGCGGGGGCCGCCCUCCGAUAAGGGAAGGGCGACCUUUAACCUUACGCUGGUCAGUAUAUAG